This is a messenger RNA of Vicia villosa (hairy vetch), 4479 nucleotides long. Its product is annotated as myosin-9-like. Bases 363 to 3788 code for a protein of 1141 amino acids. Gene Ontology annotation, biological process: actin filament organization; vesicle transport along actin filament. NCBI's taxonomy places the organism in Eukaryota, Viridiplantae, Streptophyta, Magnoliopsida, Fabales, Fabaceae. Gene Ontology annotation, molecular function: microfilament motor activity; ATP binding; actin filament binding. Gene Ontology annotation, cellular component: myosin complex; cytoplasm; vesicle. The transcript has 26 exons. The record is from RefSeq and is a predicted model, not a curated record.
GGGAAAAGUGCGAGCCACAAGAAUAUCCACAAACAUGGCGAUUUUGCAGGAGCUUCUGAAAAUUUCGCUUCCACACCUUCAACACUCCUCUAAUCGCGCAAAACACAAACAAGCAAAACUCCUGCAUUCAUUCGUCUUCUACCAUCAAUCUCAUUUCUCCAUCUUUGAAUUUUUUCUCCCAUUCUCCCGCAUUUUUUUGUUGCAUCGAAUUCAGAUCUGGUACGAUCGUUGCACGAUUGCGACACUUGAAUCGAUGUUCAAUGAGUGUUCCAUUCCGAUUCACGAUUUCAAUCCUUUGAAAAUGUACAUGCCUGGUACUGUUGGACGGUGAUUCCUGAUCAGGCUAGGUUAAUACUCAGGAAAUGGGCAUGCCCGAAAACAUAAUUGUUGGUUCUCACGUUUGGGUUGGAGAUCCAGAAUUAGUUUGGAUUGAUGGGGUAGUACUGAAUAUUAAUGGAGAAGAAGCUGAAAUUCAAACCAGCAAUGGAAACAAGGUAGUUUCCCGUUUGUCAAAAUUACAUCCGAAGGAUACAGACGCUCCUGUAGAUGGAGUUGAUGAUAUGACCAAACUUGCUUAUUUGCAUGAGCCAGGAGUGCUGUAUAAUUUGGAAACUCGAUACAAGAUCAAUGAAAUAUAUACUUAUUCUGGAAAUAUUCUUAUCGCGAUCAAUCCCUUUCAAAAUCUUCCACACCUGUAUGAUGCUAGUGAAAUGAAAAGAUACAAGGGAGAGAAAAUGGGAAGUUUAAGCCCACACGUUUUUGCUAUUGCUGAAGCAGCAUAUAGGGCUAUGAUUACUGAGGAGAAGAGCAACUCUAUUCUGGUUAGUGGUGAGAGUGGUGCUGGUAAGACAGAAACGACCAAAAUGCUUAUGCUUUACUUGGCAUAUUUGGGUGGUCACACUGCAUCGGAAGGACGGACUGUUGAGCAACAAGUUCUAGAAUCAAACCCAGUUCUUGAAGCAUUUGGUAACGCCAAAACAGUUAGAAAUGACAAUUCCAGCCGCUUUGGAAAAUUUGUCGAGAUUCAAUUUGAUAAGUAUGGACGAAUAUCCGGUGCAGCUAUUAGAACUUAUCUGCUUGAGAAGUCUCGUGUUUGCCAAAUCUCAGAUCCGGAGCGUAAUUAUCAUUGUUUCUACCUUCUCUGUGCUUCUCCUCCUGAGGAAAAGGAGAAAUAUAAGUUGGGAGAUCCGAGAUCAUUUCAUUACCUAAAUCAGUCCAGUUGCUAUGAAUUAGCUGGUGUUAAUGCUGCUCAAGAGUAUCUUAGCACCAAAAGAGCCAUGGAUAUUGUGGGAAUCAGUCAAGAGGAACAGGAUGCAAUUUUCAGACUUGUUGCUGCUAUUCUCCAUCUUGGAAACGUUAGAUUUAAAUCAGAAGAAGAUUCAUCAGUUCUAGCAGAUGAAGCCUCCGUGUUCCAUCUCCAAACAACCGCAGAACUUCUAAUGUGUGAUCCUAAUGCUGUGGAAGUUGCACUUUGUAAGCGUGUGAUGAUCACCCCAGAAGAAAUCAUCGAAAGAAGCCUUGAUCCUCUUGCUGCAACAGUUAGCAGGGAUGGUUUGGCAAAGACAUUAUAUUCUCGUUUAUUUGAUUGGUUAGUCCAGAAAAUUAAUCUCUCCAUUGGGCAGGAUCCUAACUCAAAAUGUCUCAUUGGUGUUCUUGACAUAUAUGGCUUUGAGAGCUUUCAAACAAAUAGUUUUGAGCAGUUUUGUAUUAAUUUUACGAAUGAAAAGCUGCAGCAGCACUUCAACCAGCACGUGUUUAAGAUGGAGCAAGAGGAAUACACAAAAGAAGGGAUUGAAUGGAGCUACUUAGAAUUUGUUGAUAAUCAAGAUGUACUAGAUCUCAUUGAAAAGAAACCUGGUGGAGUAGUUGCUCUGCUUGAUGAGGCUUGCAUGUUUCCCAAAUCAACUCAUGAAACAUUUUCUCAAAAGCUUUAUCAGACAUUCAAAGAUCACAAACGCUUCAUCAAACCAAAAUUGGCACGCUCAGACUUCACUAUUGUUCAUUAUGCAGGGGAGGUCAAGUAUCAAUCUGAGCACUUCAUAGACAAAAACAAAGACUAUGUUGUUCCCGAACAUCAAGACAUGCUAAGUACUUCUAAAUGUUCAUUUGUAUCAGGCCUUUUUCCUCCACUCUCAGAGGAGACAGCCAAAUCUGCUAAGUUUUCUUCUAUUGGUUCUCGUUUUAAGCUUCAACUACAACAUUUGAUGGAAGCACUCAAUCUGACAGAGCCCCACUAUAUCAGAUGUGUGAAGCCGAAUAGUCAAUUAAAACCUGGGAUAUUUGAGAAUAUGAACGUCAUGCAUCAGUUACGUUCUGGUGGUGUCCUUGAAGCAGUGAGGAUUAAAUGUGCUGGAUUCCCCACUCACAGGACCUUUCAGGAAUUUUUAACUCGACUAGGCAUUCUUGCUCCAGAGAUUCUUCACGGAAACUUCGAAGAAAUGGAAUCAUGUAAAAAGAUUUUAGAGAAGGUUGGGCUGACAGGUUAUCAGAUAGGAAAAACAAAAAUAUUCCUAAGAGCUGGUCAUAUGGCAGAAUUGGAUGCUCGGAGAGCAUACAUGCUCAGCAGUUCUGCAACAAUUAUCCAAAAGCAGACUAAAACUUAUUUUAGCCGGAAAACAUAUAUUGCACUGCGAAAGUCCUCUAUCUUUGUGCAAUCUAUUUGCAGAGGAGAAGUGGCACGAAGUCAAUAUUAUCACAUGAAGAGGAAAGCAGCUGCCAUCAAAAUUCAAACCAAAUCACGUGGAAGAUUUGCCAGAAAAUGCUACUUUGAAUUAAGGAUUUCUGCUAUUGUCUUACAGACAGGUUUUCGGGCUAUGGCUGCUCGACAUGCUCGUGAUAAAUUGAGAUAUAGAAAGCAAACUGGGGCAUCGACUUUUAUCCAGUCCUAUUGGCGGCGACACAAAGCUCUCGUUGACUAUCAGAGUCUAAAGAAAGAGUUAGUCAUUUCACGAAGUGUUAAUCACUCCAGCGAUGAACAUGAACAGAAGAUUGCGGAGAUAUCACCGGAAAAUGAAAGUCCUUCCAAGGAAAAAUCUUCAAAUUUAUUACAUGAAGAGUCCCCGAGUUCUUUCCAAGAUAAUGAAAGCAUUGAAGCUAUCAGAGUUUUCUCUAAUCCCUUCAGAGACAGUGAAAGCAAUGAAGCUAGUAUGGAUAUCUCUAGUACCCUCCAUGACACUGAAAGCAAUGAAGUUAUUAGGGAUUUAUCUAGUCCCCUCAGAGACACUGAAAGCAAUGAAGCUAUUAGGGAUUUAUCUAGUCCCCUCAGAGACACUGAAAGCAAUGACGGUAUUAAUUUAUCUAGUUCCCUCAGAGACACUGAAAAGAUUGAGGCUCUUUCUGCAGAAAUAAAAAGUUUAAAGGUCAUGUUGAAGGAAGAAAAACAAAAAUCUGAUGAAUAUGAAAGGAAAUAUGUAGAAGCUCAAGGAUCUAGCGAAGAGUUACGCAAAAAGUUAGCCGAAACCGAAAAACGAGUAUAUCAGCUUCAGGACUCAUUGAACAGGAUGAUAUCUUCCAUGUCAAGUCAAGUUGCCGAGCUGAAAACAAUCUUAAGUACUUCAUCAAGGUUGAGUUCAACUUUUCGGCCUAUUGCUAGAGUUGAUGUUGCUUCCAGUAACUCUGAUACUUCAUCUACAGACUCUGAUUUCACAUUUCCUGCCCCCGUUUCAAAUCCAGAACCAGUCUCUUCUGCAGACUCAAACUCUUUUCAACUAGUAGUUCAGGAUAUCACUGCCGGUGAAGAAUCAGGAUCUGAAAGUGAAAAAGAAGGUUCGUUUGAUGAUUUCUUUUAGUAAAAUGUAUGUUUCUUCGAUCUGGCUUAAAUUUUCAUUUCCUCUAGUCUCUGGGGAAACAUCGAAGAAUGACAGAGAAAGGGAUGGAGGUGGAAUUGGAUAAGCACAAUCACUCCUUCUGUUACAUACCCAAGUGAUGGAGGUGGAAUUGGAUAAGCACGAUCACUCCUGUUACAUACCCUUCGUACAAAUUUGUAGAUACAAGUUCAUCUCAGGAGUCUGUAGAUCAGUGAGAUAGAGAUAGCAAUAAGAGUCAACCAAUGAUGAACUUGUUGAUCAGUGUUGCAUCUUGUUGUCAUCCUUCUGAGUAAAAAUCUUACUAGAUUCACUAAAGAAAAACAAAAUCUCCCUAGAUAUCCAAUGACACUAAUUGUGACAAUUUUGUAUAUAACAUAUUUUUACAGUUUAUUCUCCCUUGUUGUAAUGCCAUCUACACGACGCCUCAUCUUGAUAUCAUUUCCAUUUAGACGACAUCGUCUUACUGAGUUGAUUCUUGUCCCUGGAUUUAUAUCGGGAGGACUUAUCAAGCUUUCUUACGCAGUUGCAUGUUUGUCAUUAUAUUGCAGAGCAAUGACAAGAAAAUCAUCUGGUAUGGAUGUAAUGUAUAUGCAUUGGACAAGCACACAUUAAGGAAUUACUUAUCAUUUGAUGUGGUCAAAACAUCGUAAAUAAAAAUGUGUUGUUUAUUAUA